AGCUUGACGAAAAAUAUAGCGUAACAUUAGAUCCGGUGUAAACUUAACAGAUUACAGGACUGGUGUAAACUACGAGGUUAUUAUUUUGUGUUCUUGUUUAUUAGAAUUCAAAAGAAAAAUAGAACUACUAGUUCUGAAGUGAAAUAUUGUAUGGGUGAAGAUAGAUUUGAGAUCAAUGGAGAUAUGAUAGAAUAAGAAAGUUCUUAGAGACACAGAUACAUUUCAGUAUUACAGGACUAAGACAAUGGCACGUAGAAGGCUUGAAGAAGCCAUCAAUGCUGGACAGACUAUUGCUAAGGGUAAAGCAUACCCGGAAAGGUUCACAAAGUUGUCUGUUGACCAUGAGAUUACUUUGGAGAGGGAAGUGGCAGGUGUGUAUUCAUUACAGUAUUCAUUUGAUGGAACAAUCCUUGCAGUAGGAUGUGACAAUGGAACUAUUAAGUUAUUUGAACCUAAGUCAGGAAAGAAAAUAGCUGAUGUUAGAAAAUCUCGUUAUGGAGGAUAUCCAAUUAUGGUAUUGCGAUUUAAUCCAAAAAAUCCUAAGCACAUAUAUGCAGGAACAUCUGAAGGACAGAUUCUUGAUUGUGAUAUAUCAGACUUUAUGUCAGAAGACGGAAAACUGUUGGAUUUUAGUCAGAUACCACAUGAUAAGGAAGAACGAUGGAAAGAAGUUGUUUCAGAAUUUAAAUUUGGACCUGAAGUAGGAGGAAGAAGAGAAAAGAUAAAAAAUGAAAUAAAUUGUAUGGAUUUUGAUUACACAUACACAAGAUUUGCAACUUCUGGAAGGGAUCUUAGUGUUCGGCUCUAUGAUGCAAAUACAAAUCAGGAAAUACGGGAGUACACUGGGUAUGACAACACAAAGGAUCCAACUAAUUUGCAGUUCUCAGGCUGUGCUCAGAGAGUGUUUGCACUCAAGUUUCAUCCUGAAUAUGAUGAUAUAUUUAUCACAGCUGGCUGGGAUAGACAGCUCAAGAUUUGGGAUGCCCGCAAUAAUGACGGUGUGGUGAGAACCAUUCAUGGACCCCACAUAUGUGGAGACGCAUUAGAUCUAAAGGGAUACAAGAUUUUGACUGGAUCUUAUGUUGGUGGAAAUGAUGCCCUCCAGAUCUGGGACUAUAGCACAGACUAUGGCCCAAGCAGUAAAGCCCGACCUCAUGUUGUGAAUUUCCCAGUAAAAGCUCCAGCCAGUAAAGGUCAAGGAAAUACCGGUCCAUUCCUAUAUGCAGCUCAGUUUUGUGACAAUAAUGUAGUAGUAGCUGGUGGAUCAGGAACAAAUAGUGCAAUGGCAAUAAAUUCUGAAAAUGAUGAGGUUCUUGGUGAGGUUAAGUUUGAACAUCCAGUUCAAGCCAUAGACACUGUACAUGGAGGUAGAUUGUUUGCUGUAGGAGAUGGGAAAAGGAGCAUCAAGCUCUGCAGUCUUAAUUGAACAUUAUGCUGUUCACAAGAUACUGUCACCAUCAAGGUGUAUGAUAAUCAUUCACCUGGUAUCUUCCUCUGCCUGAACAACAUGAGAUAUUGAACUUACUACACCUCGACAUCUAGAGUGUCAUUGUUAGAUUUUUUUUCAUAUUUUACAUGUUGACUCAUAUUUGCGUUGUUAUUCAAUCAUUGCUUACUUGAAUCAGCAUUUCUAGGUUUGAAUUAUGUCUUCCCCACAACACUGCCCCCACUGGGGGAGACAUAUUGUUUUUGCCCUCUCCGUCCGUCAGACUUUAUUUCCAGUCAGUAAUUUGAGAACAAUUUGAUCUACAAUCUUCAAACUUCACAGGAUGGUAGGGCUUAUGGAGUAGACAACCUUAAUGUUUUUGGAGUCACACCAUCAAAGUCAAGGUCACAGGGGCCUGAACAUUAAAAAGCAUUUUCGAUUAGUAACUUGAGAACCACUGAUUGCUUUUGGGGUUCACUCUGUUAAAGGUCAAGGUCACAGGGGCCUGAACAUAGAAAACCAUUUCCGAUCAAUAACUUGAGAACCACUUGACCCAGACUGUUGAAACCUCAUAAUAUAAUCGGACAUGCAGAGUGGGUGACACCUAUUGAUUUUGGGGUCAUACUAUUAAAGGUCACAGGGGCCAGAACAUAAAAAUCCAUUUCAGAUCAAUAACUUGAUGACUAUUUGACAUAAAACCUUCAAACUUAGAUGGGUGACAAAGAAUUCCAGAGUAGAUGACCCCUAUUAUUUUUAGGGUCACUCCAUAAAUGGUCAGGGUCACACAAGCCAUCUGCCUGUGACGCUUUGUUUUCAGUCAGUAAAUGGAGAACCAGUUGGCCUAAAAGCUUUUAAACCUCAUGUGGGCAGUAGGGCUUGUAAAUUAGUUAUUCCGAUCAUUUUAGGGGGUUACUCAAUCAAAGAUCCAGGUCACAGGGGCCUGAACAUGGAAAACCGUUUCUGAUAAGUAACUUGAGAUCCGUUUGAUCCAGAAUGUUGAAACUUCAUAGGAUGAUUGGAAAUGUAGGGUAGAUGACCCCUAGUGAUUUUUAGGUCACUUGAUUACAGUUCAAGGUCACUAGGGUCUGAAAUUGGAAGAUGUUUUCGAUCAGUAUUUUUAGAACCAUUUGACCCUGAACCUUCAAACUUCUUAGGAUGAUUGGACGUAGAUGAUCCAUAUUGAUUUUGGGGUCACUUGAGCAAAGGUCAAGGUCACAGGGGCUUGAACAUGGAAAACUCUUUCUUAUCAAUAACUUGAGAACUAGUUAGCCCAGAAUGUUGAAACUUCAUAGGAUGAUUGGACAUGUAGAAUAGAUGAACCCUAUAUUUUGGAGUCACAUGAUCAAAGGUCAAAUUCACAGGGGCCAGAACAUGGAAAACUGUUUCCAAUCCAUAACUUGAGAACCAUAAGGCCCAAAAUGUUUAAACUUCUUGGGAUUAUUGGACAUGCCGAGUAGAUCCCUAUUGCAGCCAACCAUUGGUGUCUCUUGGUUUGGUCCUGUCUCCUAUUGACUUCUACAAAAGCAUCAUCUAGUUUCAGCCAGAGCUUACUGGGCUGACUACUCCUCACUUUGCUAUAUUUCUCUGUCAAAUGGGGAAUUGAUACAAAUUUAUUUAAGAAAACUGUUUAGUCAUCUAUGUAUUUGCCUUUUAAAAGAGGUUAGUAGCAAAUUACAGCAAACUAUAUGACGUUAAUUACCAGGGACUAUGAUUUGCUCGUUUGAAUAUAUAACCUUUAAAUGAAAUAUUAUUUUAAUGCAAGUGAUCAUUCAGCUCAGAAUACAUUGGUCCUUUAUUAAUUCUCAGUGAUGUCUUCGUAUACAAGUGUACUUGUUACGUAUCAUUAUAUAUACAAAAUCAUGUAUACUCUAUAUGAUAUUUAUAAAUAUUCAGUCAUUGUAACAUUCCAAAGGUUUUAAAGCUUUUUUUUUUCAUGCAACUGUUAAAAAUUCCGUCCUACAACACUUCAAAUGUAUAUAAAAUUCCGUCCUACUAAUCUAUAAAUGUAUAUUUUUGUAUUCAGUAAUUUUUACAUCUGUGUGUUAGUGCUAUACUGCUGAUUGUCAUUUUGUUUUGUUUUUUUGUUUAAAUUUCAUAGUUUUAUUGAUUUAUGAAUAAAUGAAUUUACAUGGGU
Messenger RNA from Mercenaria mercenaria, 3560 nucleotides. RefSeq lists its product as uncharacterized. The record is from RefSeq and is a predicted model, not a curated record. The transcript is spliced from 9 exons. Lineage: Eukaryota; Metazoa; Mollusca; Bivalvia; Venerida; Veneridae. The coding region runs from base 245 to 1426 and encodes 393 amino acids. Gene Ontology annotation, molecular function: protein binding.